Molecule: messenger RNA, 1647 nt
Organism: Mollisia scopiformis
Lineage: Eukaryota; Fungi; Ascomycota; Leotiomycetes; Helotiales; Mollisiaceae
Product: D-3-phosphoglycerate dehydrogenase
Exons: 7
Coding region: 132-1577 (481 amino acids)
Molecular function (GO): NAD binding; oxidoreductase activity, acting on the CH-OH group of donors, NAD or NADP as acceptor
Source: RefSeq, a predicted model, not a curated record
UAACCAGCCUUGCGAAAUUUUCAUUUCUCAGCCUUGCUUGCCAUCGCGUCAUAAAACCAACGAACCUGAGUCACAAACCGAAAAGACGUUUCACGAACUGAUUCUUUUGGUCCUUUUCUCAAACCAGCAACAUGGGUUCAGCUGCGAAGGAUAUUCCCACAGUCAAGACUGUCAAUGGGCUUGCUAGAACGCUGAGCAAUUCACUGAGUGUCACUACAUCGACCUCCCCUACCGCCACUUACUCCAAUCCCAAUACUCUGCAUUCGCCAUCAAACUUCUUCGGGGCUCCUCUUUCCAGAACUACCACGAGACCGAAGAUUCUAAAACCUUUCAUUGCGGAGGACAUCAAGAUUCUUCUGUUGGAGAAUGUCAAUCAAAGCGGGCAGCAAUUGUUGAGAGACCAGGGCUACCAUGUAGAGGCAUUGAAGUCUUCCUUGCCAGAGGCAGAGCUCAUUGAGAAGAUCAAAGAUGUUCAUGUUAUUGGCAUUCGAUCAAAGACUAAGCUCUCGGAAAAUGUCCUUCGUGAAGCAAAGCACUUGAUUGUGGUCGGAUGCUUUUGCAUCGGAACAAACCAAGUCGACCUUGAAUAUGCCGCCAACCAUGGUAUUGCAGUCUUCAACUCCCCCUUUGCCAAUUCCAGGAGCGUGGCAGAGUUGGUCAUCGCCGAGGUUAUUUCUCUUGCCCGUCAACUUGGGGACCGCUCAAAUGAGCUCCACAAGGGAACCUGGAACAAGGUCAGCGCCAAAUGCUGGGAAAUCCGUGGGAAAACUUUGGGCAUAAUUGGUUAUGGUCACAUUGGCUCUCAAUUGUCCGUUUUGGCAGAGGCGAUGGGCAUGUCAGUCAUCUACUACGAUGUCCUUAACUUAAUGGCACUCGGAACAGCAAGACAAGUCCCGACACUACAUGCUCUGCUCAACCAAGCGGACUUUGUAACUUGCCAUGUACCAGAGCUUCCCGAGACCAAGAAUAUGAUUUCAGUCACUCAAUUUGAGCAGAUGAAGGAAGGGAGCUAUCUUAUCAACGCGAGCCGAGGUACUGUUGUCGAUAUUCCAGCCUUGAUCAAUGCCAUGCGUAAUGGCAAGAUUGCUGGCGCUGCUUUGGACGUCUAUCCAAGUGAGCCUGGUGGAAAUGGUGAUUAUUUCACCAACAGCCUCAACGCAUGGGCAGAAGAUCUUCGCAGUCUCAAGAACAUCAUCCUCACCCCUCACAUCGGAGGUAGUACUGAGGAGGCCCAGCGCGCCAUUGGAGUAGAAGUUGGCGAUGCACUAGUCAGAUAUGUCAAUUCGGGAGUUACUCUUGGAGCUGUAAAUCUGCCCGAAGUCAACCUUCGAUCACUUAUGUCGGAUGAACAAAACCAUGCAAGAGUCAUUUAUAUCCAUCACAACGUUCCUGGUGUCUUGAGAAAAGUCAAUGAAAUUCUUGGAGACCACAACGUUGACAAGCAAAUCACUGACAACAAAGGAGAUGUUGCCUAUUUGAUGGCUGAUGUCAGUGAUGUCAGCCCGACCGAGAUCAAGGAAAUAUUUGAAAGUUUGGAAGCUUUGCCGUCUCGUAUCAUGACACGGGUCCUUUACUAGGUAGAUGUGGGCAAUACGUUUUCUAACAAAAUGGGAUCUAAGAGUGGCUGUCUUUCUAGCAUUCAACAAG